AUGUUAUUUACUUUGAAGCAAAUACAAUAAUUUUAGAGCGUCUUUACAUUCCAAUAAUAUCUGUCAUUUAUUGGAGCAUAGUUUGAUUAAAAUACCAUAUUUUAUUAAACAACAUUAAUAUGUUCAGAUAAUAUUCCUUUAAAAAAAUUUCCAAUAAUAAAACCUUCUAAUUUUUUAUACUAAGUAUAUAUAAUAUGAAUUUAGAAACUCUUUGAGAAAAAAAAAAAGGAAGAAAACAAACAUACUCAGUUUUCAAACAAUGAAAACAAUUUUUAAAAUAAAAAAUAUUUUUUAGGGAGUCAAAAAUUGAUACUUUCUGAUGAAAUGGAAACUUUUUAUAAAUUAGUGGGAGAGCAAAAUAUUGAAUUCAUUUUAUAAAAUUUUAAAGUAAUAUAAUCAUUUUAUUAGAUAUUAAUAAAAGAAGACCUAAAUAGAGAGACUUAUAUCUAAAUAUGGGGAGAAUCAAUUAUGAAAAUUACUUUAAAAAUAAAGUCAAGUAAUUAAGAAAAAAUAGGUAGAUAAUAAAUACUUUAUUGCAACCAUAUGUCUAGAUAAGUUGGAUUUUUUAAAAAAAGUAUUUCAUCAUCUAAAUUAUAGAUUUCAUAACUCAUGCCAAAAAAGAAAUAAUAAUGAGGAACUUUAUACCUAAAGAAUCAAUAACUAUUGAUAUGAUAUCUAUGAAAGCCACCUCAAACAUUUUUGAUUAAUAUUAUUUUGAGGAAAAAUUUAAAUCGCAAGAAAAAUAGGAGUUGAGAAAUUUAACUUAAAAAUUAAUCAAUAAUAUGUAAAAAUUCAAUUUUCCCUAAGCUUUCAAGAUAUUUGUACCUUUGCCUUCUAAUUAUUUAAAUUUAAAAAAAGAAGUUUAUUAAUCAAUAAGAUAAAAAUAAUAUCCUACUGCAAAUUUAUAUGAUGAAAUCUAUAAGAACUAUUUAACUUAUAACUAAGUAAUUUCAAUAUUAAGAAACUUUCUUCGAGAAAUUAUACCUAUUAAUUUAUUUGGAUAAUAAAACUUAUACACUUUUCUUAGUGAUAUAUAAUAAUUUAUAAUCUUUUUAAGAUUUGAAGAUUAAAACUAUUCUGAUUAUAUCAAUAGAUUAAAUGUUUUUUCAAUACCAUGGAUGAACUCAUAUUUCUCUAAAAAGAAAUAAAAAAUAUUAAUAUCUAAAAAAAGAACAUAAUUACUUCCCAUCUUUAGGUUUUUAUUUUAAUAAAUUAUAAUACCUUUUUUAAGACAUAAUUUUUACAUUACUGAAAGAAUGAAAGAUGAUUGGAAAUUAUUUUAUUAUAGAAAAGAGAUUUGGAAUUUGACAAUCAAAUUAUCUUUAAAUCAAUUAACUUCCACUAAUUUAAAAUUCAUUUCUCCAGAAAAAAUUACAACUUAAUAUAUUGGAAAGCUUAGAAUUGUACCUAAACCUGGUACUUUUAGACCAAUAGUUACUUAUAAUAGAAAAUCAAGAAGUAAAAUUUUAUAUAAAAAAAGUUUCUAAAUUAUCAUUAAAUAAAAAAUUAUUAGACGUUAAAUAUGUAUUAAGAAAUUUAAGAAGUUAAUAAUUAGGUUUUUCAGUAUUUGGAAAUCCUUAGAUAUUUAACAGAUUAGAAGAAUUUAAAAAACUUUGGAUCAAGUAUUAAACUCCUUAAACAUAUUUUAUGUCAAUGGAUAUUCAUAAAUGUUAUGAUUCUAUUUAGCUUGAAUAUUUAUUGAAAUUUAUUGAAGAAAGUAACAUUAUAUAAAGUGCUUAUGUUAUUAAUAAAUAUUAUCUCAUAAUUAGAAAUAAUAGGUAGCUGAAGAUAUCAAAAUAAAUCAGAGAUCUAUUCAAUAUAUAUGAUAGAACUUGUGCUAUUCCAAUUAAUAAUUCUUAAUGUCUAUAAAAAGGAUACAUAGAAUAUAUUUAAUAAAAUAAAUUAGCAAUUAUUGUGAAUUUAGGAAUUCAAACAACUAUUACAUUUAGUGAAUUCUUACUUAGUAUUAAAGAAUUAUGCUAGAAUAAUAUUGUUUAAUUUGAAAAUAGAUAUUUUAUAUAGACUCUUGGAAUUCCUUAAGGCUUAAAUAUAUCUGGAAUAUUAUGUUCUUUUUAUAUAGCAAAUAUAGAAAAAAAUUUAACAAGAAAACUAUUAGGAGAUACAUUAAUUAUGAGAUUGACUGAUGAUUAUUGUUGUUUAACAUUUGAUAAACAAAAUUUAGUAACAUUUCAAUUUGAAAUUAGAUAAAUAUAAAAAAUAAUUUUAGAGAAGUUGAAAAAAUGUAUAGCAUCCAUCUAAAUGAUGAUAAAACACAACAUAAUCUAGAUCAAAAGAUAGUCAAUUUUAAAUGGAUUGGAAAAAUAAUAAAUUUAGAAAAAUUAACUAUAAAACCCGUAUUUGCUUAAGAGAAAGAUUGCAGUAAUUUAUAAAAAUAUAUAUUUAUAGAAUUUUAAAAUUAAAUAAACGUCAACUUACCAUAAAAACUUAGUGCUUAUUUUUUCAAAUCAAAAUUGA
Molecule: messenger RNA, 2475 nt
Organism: Paramecium sonneborni
Lineage: Eukaryota; Ciliophora; Oligohymenophorea; Peniculida; Parameciidae
Source: the annotation of a GenBank genome assembly